AUGAAGUUUGGUCGAAAUCUUCCCGGAAACCAGGUUCCGGAAUGGUCCGCGUCAUACAUCCAAUAUAAGGCGUUGAAGAAGCUCAUCAAGUCUACGCGAGAAGGGGUCAAGCAUGGAGAUGGCGCAGACACCGCUGAGUUCUUCUACUCGCUCGACCGCAACCUUGAGGACGUGGACAAAUUCUACAACAAAAAGUAUGGAGAUGCAAUUAGGAGACUCAAACUACUUCAUGAUCGUUACGGCCUGUCACUGGACACAGCGAAUGGCAUAGACGAGGAUGAGAAGGACGAUCUCUGGGGGGCCCUACGGGAACUACGAGGACAACUGAAAAAGUUGAAGUGGUACGGGGAGACCAACAGACAAGGAUUUGUAAAGAUCACCAAGAAGUUGGACAAGAAGAUUGGACAGACUGCAACGCAGCGACGCUACCUGGACUCUAAGGUUGACCUAAAGCAAUUCGCAACCAACAUCCAUCUCCUGGAGACGACGAAGACUAUCAAUGACUGGCUCGAAAAGCUUGGAAAGAUCAAGAUCCGCGACGAUAACAGCUCUACCCACUCUUCUCACUCUUUGAGGCGGGCAACGUCCAAGGCAAUGUUGGCCCUUCCUGCAGGCAUACUGGACAGUGUGGAUCAAGCCAUACGUACAGAUGAUGCACUCAGAAUGACCGGAUUGUUGUCACAGAGAAGCCCGAACGCAGAACAUCCUCAUGGAGGUCUCCCGCCCAUCUUGACUCUAAAUAUUCUGCAAAGAGCGAUAUCUUGCAGCGCGAAAGCAUGCAUUGACCAGCUCCUGUCGAUGAUCGAGACACUCGAUGCGGGGGAUGAUAUUAACAAGCGUAACUGCAUACACCGCCUAGUCAUCACUAUUGGACGCUCCAAGUGUUCAGGAGAUGGGGAGCCCACUACGGAUGCUAUAAACAUCGACACAACGAAUUACAUCAAGCCAGCCGCACCGCCUGUCCUACUUCCUCUAUCAUUUUCGACCAAGGAGCGCGAUGGUAUCAGCCAGCUGAGUAGGGACGACAAAGCUAUCGUGCUGUUGGAAUACCUUCUGGAUCAGCUACGUCCACAGCAGCGGAUUGCUAUUGAGGCUAGAGAUGUGUAUGAGAGAAUGCCGCUGCACUACGCUGCACAAUAUGGAUGUGUCGCCAUCUGUCAGAUCAUAGUCUCCCGCAUCCAGGCCUGGGGACAAUGCGAAGUUAGCCACGGUAUUGAUGCGCCUUUGUUGCAGGACGCCGAUGGAUAUUCGCCGUUGCACUUAAGUGUCAUUGGUGGUCACUCUCAAACCACAAGAACACUGCUUGAGACCGUAGACUGGAAGGACGCCAAUGUUCGAAAGGCAGCGGUACAGAAACAUAUGGCGAAGUCAGGAGAAGUCCUUGCUUUGGCUGUGAAGGCGGACUUUGUCGUUAUUGUGAAGCUGCUUGUGGAAGCCGGGGUGGAUCUCGACUAUCGAGAUGACCAAGGCGAAACAGCUUUGCAUGUCGCCGCUCGCUUUGGUCAUACGGAAUGCGCAAGGAUCUUACUUGAGGACCACGAAGGUCAGAAGGCCGACAUAGAGGUUGCUGAGAACUCGUUUGGCUGGACCCCCUUAUUUGUCGCCUGCGUUGACGGUCAUAUUGACUUUGUCAAGAUGUUAGUUGCGGCCAAAGCGGAUUUGGAGAGGUUAGAUACCUCUGGCUGGACAGCGAAAGAGCACGCAGCGCUGAGAGGUCAUAUGGCUAUUGCAGUGGUCUUAGCAGACGUGACGGCCCUGCCUUCAUCAUCCGAGUUGGAUCCGCUCGCCGUCAUUCCUCUGAAUGCUAUCGCACCAAACAAGUCACUCGCAGAGAGGACGUCGAAUGCAACGACUAAUGGCAACGGCAAUGGGACCUUGCGCAGGAGUGAGCCUGUCAAAACCUACGGGCAUCGCUAUCUGACAAGAGAAACAAUGAUCCUUGUUAGUCUUGGUACUAUGGACACUCGGAAGGUUGUCGAAGCUGUGAACCUAGAUCGAAUCCCACUCGCCGACGCUCACUCCACUCAACUCGACACUGCGCUAUCCGUCGUCGUGUCCGCUAGCGAAGCAACCGGAGAGCCUUCGAUCAUUGACCUGCCUGUGCAAGACAACAUUAGUACUGAUCCUAUCGUUUUCACCGCGCUCGAUGCUACAAAAGUGAGACUGCUCUUCGACAUAGUGCCAACCUAUGCAGGAUCCAACGAUCAAAGAGUAGGCCGCGGUGUCGCAAUGCUUUCAAGCAUCAAGCCUAGCGUUGGCUCCAAACGCAUCACUUUACAAGGAGAUCUCGCUGUUCCCAUUAUGGCAGCAAGCACCCUUGAAGUCAUCGGCUCCGUCAACUUCAACUUCCUAAUCAUCACACCUUUCACGCAUCCUAACAUGACUAUUGCCGAGGACUUGACCUAUUGGAAGAGUAUGGCUUCAACCAUGGUCAUCGGCCAUCGAGGCUUGGGCAAGAACACAGCUGCAAGAAAUUCUCUGCAGCUCGGCGAGAAUACCAUCCAGUCGUUCAUCGCAGCUGCCAACCUCGGAGCUCAAUACAUCGAGUUUGACGUCCAAUUGACGAAAGACCAUGUCCCAGUCAUUUACCACGAUUUUCUUGUCAGCGAAACCGGCAUCGAUGCUCCGGUGCACACCUUGACGCUUGAGCAAUUUCUUCAUGUCAAUGACGACCGUCGUACCCCUCGCCCAUCCCGACCUUCAUCACCUGUUUCAGCGGCAGCCCAAGCCAUCAACGGUUCCGACCCACGAAAACACCGUUCAAUGUCACUCGGCGACUUGACGAAAGACUCGACGUCAGAUAUGAGCGAGCGCAUGAAAAAUACCCGAGAUUUCAAGGAGAAAGGCUUCAAAGCGAACAGCCGUGGCAACUUCAUCCAAGCUCCCUUCACCACGCUGGAAGAGAUGUUCAUCAAGCUACCUGAGCACAUCGGGUUUAACAUCGAGAUGAAGUACCCCAUGCUGCACGAAAGCGAAGAGCAAGAGAUGGACACCUACGCCGUCGAGCUCAACUCUUUCGUCGACGAAGUGCUCACCAAAGUAUACGACCUGGGCAAGAAGCGAAAUGUCAUUUUCUCGAGCUUCAACCCAGACAUUUGCCUCCUGCUAUCCUUCAAGCAGCCAUCGAUACCCAUCCUUUUCCUCACUGAAGCCGGCACCAAUCCCGUCGGUGACAUCCGGGCCAGUAGUCUGCAAGAGGCCAUCCGUUUCGCUUCGCGAUGGAACCUCCUUGGAGUGGUAUCGGCGGCGGAGCCUUUGGUCAUUGCUCCACGAUUGGUCAAGGUAGUUAAGGAGUCUGGGCUUGUUUGUGUGAGCUAUGGCGGUUUAAAUAAUGAUCCACAGAACGUAAAGCUGCAAGCGAACGAGGGAAUCGAUGCUGUCAUUGUGGACAGCGUGCUUAAGAUACGGAAGGGGUUAACCGUGGAGGAAAUCACGACAAAGGUAGCCGUUUGA
Messenger RNA from Letharia columbiana, 3453 nucleotides. RefSeq lists its product as uncharacterized. The record is from RefSeq and is a predicted model, not a curated record. Gene Ontology annotation, biological process: glycerophospholipid catabolic process. The coding region runs from base 1 to 3453 and encodes 1150 amino acids. Gene Ontology annotation, molecular function: glycerophosphocholine phosphodiesterase activity; protein binding. NCBI's taxonomy places the organism in Eukaryota, Fungi, Ascomycota, Lecanoromycetes, Lecanorales, Parmeliaceae. The transcript is spliced from 3 exons.